CCCUAGCGCUCCGGCUGGGUCUCUCCCCCGCCCCCCCAAGCUUCCCCGAUCGCUCUCCUCAAGCGGUCGCCCGCACUCGGUGGAUGUGGCUGGCAGCCGCUGCCCCCUCCCUCGCUCGCCGCCUGCUCUUCCUCGGCCCUCCGCCUCCUCCCCUCCUCCUUCUCCUCCUCAGCCGCUCCUCUCGCCGCCGCCGCCGCCUCCACAGCCUGGGCCUCGCCGCGAUGCCGGAGAAGAGGCCCUUCGAGCGGCUGCCCGCCGAUGUCUCCCCCAUCAACUACAGCCUCUGCCUCAAGCCUGACUUGCUGGACUUCACCUUCGAGGGCAAGCUGGAGGCCGCCGCCCAGGUGAGGCAGGCGACCAAUCAGAUUGUGAUGAAUUGUGCUGAUAUUGAUAUUAUUACAGCUUCAUAUGCACCAGAGGGAGAUGAAGAAAUACAUGCUACAGGAUUUAACUAUCAGAAUGAAGAUGAAAAGGUCACCUUGUCUUUUCCUAGUACCCUCCAAACUGGUACAGGAACCUUAAAAAUAGAUUUUGUUGGUGAGCUGAAUGACAAAAUGAAAGGUUUCUAUAGAAGUAAAUAUACUACCCCUGCUGGAGAGGCACGCUAUGCUGCUGUCACACAGUUUGAGGCUACUGAUGCCCGGAGGGCUUUCCCUUGCUGGGAUGAACCUGCCAUCAAAGCAACUUUUGAUAUUUCACUGGUUGUUCCUAAAGACAGAGUAGCUUUAUCAAACAUGAAUGUAAUUGACCGGAAACCAUAUCCUGAUGAUGAAAAUUUAGUGGAAGUGAAGUUUGCCCGAACACCUGUCAUGUCUACAUAUCUGGUGGCAUUUGUUGUGGGUGAAUAUGACUUUGUAGAAACAAGGUCAAAAGAUGGUGUCUGUGUCCGUGUUUACACCCCUGUUGGCAAAGCAGAGCAAGGAAAAUUUGCGUUAGAGGUCGCUGCUAAAACCCUGCCUUUUUAUAAGGACUACUUCAAUGUUCCUUAUCCUCUACCUAAAAUUGAUCUCAUUGCUAUUGCAGACUUUGCAGCUGGUGCCAUGGAGAACUGGGGCCUUGUUACUUACAGGGAGACUGCAUUGCUUAUUGAUCCAAAAAACUCCUGUUCUUCAUCACGCCAGUGGGUUGCUCUGGUUGUGGGACAUGAACUCGCCCAUCAAUGGUUUGGAAAUCUUGUUACUAUGGAAUGGUGGACUCAUCUUUGGUUAAAUGAAGGCUUUGCUUCCUGGAUUGAGUAUCUGUGUGUAGACCACUGCUUUCCAGAGUAUGAUAUUUGGACUCAGUUUGUUUCUGCUGAUUACACCCGUGCCCAGGAGCUUGAUGCCUUAGAUAACAGCCAUCCUAUUGAAGUCAGUGUGGGCCAUCCUUCUGAGGUUGAUGAGAUAUUUGAUGCAAUAUCAUAUAGCAAAGGUGCAUCUGUCAUCCGAAUGCUGCAUGAUUACAUUGGGGAUAAGGACUUUAAGAAAGGAAUGAACAUGUACUUAACAAAGUUCCAACAGAAGAAUGCUGCCACAGAGGAUCUCUGGGAAAGUUUAGAAAGUGCUAGUGGUAAACCCAUAGCUGCUGUGAUGAAUACCUGGACCAAACAAAUGGGAUUCCCCCUCAUUUAUGUGGAAUCAGAACAGGUAGAAGAUGACAGAGUACUGAGGUUGUCCCAAAGGAAGUUCUGUGCUAGUGGCCCAUAUGUUGGAGAAGACUGUCCCCAGUGGAUGGUUCCUAUCACAGUCUCUACUAGUGAGGAUCCCAGCCAUGCCAAACUGAAUAUACUAAUGGACAAACCAGAAUUGAAUGUAGUUUUGAAAAACGUCAAACCAGACCAGUGGGUGAAGUUAAACCUAGGAACAGUUGGGUUUUAUCGGACCCAGUACAGCUCGGCCAUGCUGGAAAGUUUACUGCCAGGCAUUCGUGACCUUUCUCUGCCCCCAGUGGAUCGACUUGGACUACAGAAUGACCUCUUCUCCUUGGCUCGAGCUGGAAUCAUUAGCACUGUAGAGGUUCUAAAAGUCAUGGAGGCUUUUGUGAAUGAGCCCAAUUAUACUGUAUGGAGCGACCUGAGCUGUAACCUGGGGAUUCUCUCAACUCUCUUGUCCCACACAGACUUCUAUGAGGAAAUCCAGGAGUUUGUGAAAGAUGUCUUUUCACCUAUAGGGGAGAGACUGGGCUGGGACCCCAAACCUGGAGAAGGUCAUCUAGAUGCACUCUUGAGGGGCUUGGUUUUGGGCAAACUUGGGAAAGCAGGCCACAAGGCAACGUUAGAAGAAGCCCGUCGUCGGUUUAAGGACCACGUGGAAGGGAAGCAAACUCUCUCUGCUGAUCUGAGGAGUCCUGUCUAUCUGACUGUUUUGAAGCAUGGUGAUAGCACUACCUUAGACAUUAUGCUAAAGCUUCACAAACAAGCAGAUAUGCAGGAAGAGAAAAACCGAAUUGAAAGGGUCCUUGGGGCUACUCUUUCACCUGAGCUGAUUCAAAAAGUCCUCACUUUUGCACUUUCAGAAGAGGUACGCCCACAGGACACUGUAUCUGUAAUUGGUGGAGUGGCUGGAGGCAGCAGGCAUGGUAGAAAAGCUGCUUGGAAAUUUAUAAAGGACAACUGGGAAGAGCUUUAUAAUCGAUACCAGGGAGGAUUCUUAAUAUCUAGACUAAUAAAGCUGUCAGUUGAGGGGUUUGCAGUUGACAAAAUGGCCGGAGAGGUUAAGGCUUUCUUCGAGAGUCAUCCAGCUCCUUCAGCCGAGCGUACCAUCCAGCAGUGUUGUGAAAAUAUCCUGCUGAAUGCUGCGUGGCUAAAACGAGAUGCUGAGAGCAUCCACCAGUACCUCCUUCAGCGAAAGGCGUCACCACCCACGGUGUGAACCCUGCGCUUGCAGCCACUGCGCUUCUGCUGCUUCGCUGCAGGGAGAAGGUGGAGCUACCGAACAGCUGAUUCAUAUGCCAAGAAUUUGGAGUCUUCUUUCAAAACCAGUGGGGGUUGGACAAUGAAUGUAGUUAACUGGUUCCUGCUCACACUCCAGAAUUAAAUUCUAUUGAAAAAAAAAGGAAAAUCAGCAAUUCAGCAAAAAAGUAAAAUAAAAAUGUAAAUAUGAUAGUAAUAAAAUAGAGCAUAACAAAACUGUGAAACUUCCUGAAGCCUUGUCAGUGGUUCAAAGUAUUUAACACUCUCCUGUAAAUGACAGAUGUUUUGUUUUUAUAACCUCCCAAAAGAAGAGAGGCUUCUGGGUCAAGAGGAUUUUUGUGAGAUGGUUCUGCAAGCAGCCUUGUGGCAGAGUGGUCCCCAUUACUGGGGUGACUCAAUAUGAAAGGCUGACAGCUGGAGUCUGUGCAUAAUUCCAAGUGGUAUUUUGUUCUGUUGGUUUUUUUGUUUCGGUUUCUUGGCAUGGGGACAGAUCAGGAAGAUACAUUUUCCUGUACAACUCAAUCUGAAUCAAGGAUUGUAGUUUUCCUCCUUGCCUUCCCUUCUGUGUGGCCCCCCCCACCCCACCCCGGAAAAAAAAGAAAAAGAAAAAAAAAAGCUUAUCCUGUCUGGGGUUUUUCCUCCCCUUAUUUCCACCCCAGCCUUUCCUCCACCCCCAUCCCUUGUUGUCCUUCUUAGAAAUAAUGCGGAAACAUCCUCCAUAGCCACAUUAAAUAGGAGCACCUGAUUGACAUUUUUUUUCUUGCUUUCUAAAGAUGACUUUUAAGAACCCUGAAAUGCAUGCAGAUGAGACAAUAGAAAAAAAGAUUUUCAGAGAGGCCUUUCUGAAGGAGUUCCUCUAUUGGAAAUGGACUUAGUUGUCUGGCAGCCAACUAUUGGACAUCUUCACAACAGUAUCAGCACUGGCUUCUCUUGGCGCACAUUCAGUCUGUGAGAAGUCAGUGAGAACUACUGUAGGGUCUACACAUUAGUGUGUAACUGGAUAAGAAAACAAAGGCAAUCAAGCCUGUGUGUGCCAUUCCUUGCUUCAACAGUGUAUCUUACUAACAAGACCCACCUGUCCAAUCCAGUGAGUUUUCACUGUCAAUCUUCCCUUCCUCUCUCCUUACCUCUCUUUUUACUUUUAUUUUCCUUUUUUUUUUUUUCAAUUUUAUUUUUUUGUGUGUGUUAUUAACAGGAAUUUGUAUUUGGUGUGGCUUAACUGUAUUUCAGAAGGUCAUCAGAUUGUGAGAUUGCUUCCUUGAGACAUUUUUGUGCUAUUGUUUUAAAAAAAAUAAUAAUUAAAAAGCAGUUGGCGUUAAUAAAAAUGUCAAUGUGAAAUUGAA
This is a messenger RNA of Chrysochloris asiatica (Cape golden mole), 4233 nucleotides long. RefSeq names its product aminopeptidase puromycin sensitive (gene NPEPPS). Lineage: Eukaryota; Metazoa; Chordata; Mammalia; Afrosoricida; Chrysochloridae. Gene Ontology annotation, cellular component: cytoplasm. Gene Ontology annotation, molecular function: peptide binding; zinc ion binding; metalloaminopeptidase activity. The record is from RefSeq and is a predicted model, not a curated record. The coding region runs from base 84 to 2849 and encodes 921 amino acids. Gene Ontology annotation, biological process: proteolysis; peptide catabolic process. The transcript has 23 exons.